Paralichthys olivaceus (Japanese flounder) is the source of this 2600-nucleotide messenger RNA. It is a transcript of the gene mmd, whose product is annotated as monocyte to macrophage differentiation-associated. Gene Ontology annotation, cellular component: membrane. NCBI's taxonomy places the organism in Eukaryota, Metazoa, Chordata, Actinopteri, Pleuronectiformes, Paralichthyidae. Gene Ontology annotation, molecular function: pore-forming activity. The record is from RefSeq and is a predicted model, not a curated record.
GGAGGUUCUCCGCGGGGAGCGGCUCGUCACUGACCGGCGGGGUGCUUCAGUUUGCGGGGGGGUAGCUUCUCUGUGCGUGCCGGCCGCCCCCGGUGCUCAUGGAUACUUGCAGCUGAACGAACAGGGAGUGAGUCAGUCUUUUGGUGCAGAAUGGUUUUAAGAAAGAGGCUAAAACGGAGCCUGUGUGAAGGUGCCGCCGGAGCCUGGUAGCCGUCAUGAAAGUUAGCUUGUAACGUUAGCUCAUGCUAGGCCUCGGUUUGUCAGGCGUGUUGUUUGAUUUGUGUUUGUGAACCGGAGCUGCUGCCGCUGCUGCUGCUGCUGCUCUGUGCUUUUGUUUGCCGGGGUUUCUCCCUGUGGCUCAUCGGGCAGUGAAAUGAAGAGAGUGAACAGCUUUCAGAGGUUCAUGAACAGACGGGCCUCCGCUAACUGCCGCUACCAGCCAACCUGUUAUGAACAUGCUGCAAACUGCUACACUCAUGCAUUCCUCAUCAUGCCGGCCUUUGUGGGCAUGGCGUUGCUGUACCGUCAGUCGGACAACCGCUGGGAGAGGAUCACUGCCUGGGUGUACGGCAUGGGCCUCUGUGCCCUUUUCCUGGUCUCUACUGUGUUUCACAUCAUCACCUGGAAGAAGAGCCACCUGAGGUCCAUGGAACAGUGUUUCCAUAUGUGUGACAGAGUGGUCAUCUAUUUCUUCAUUGCUGCCUCCUACACACCUUGGUUGAACCUACGUGAACUCGGACCUCUGGCGGCUCACAUGCGCUGGUUUGUGUGGCUCAUGGCUGCUGCUGGGACCAUCUAUGUCUUCAACUAUCAUGAGAAGUAUAAACUUGUCGAGCUGGCCUUCUAUCUGACGAUGGGCUUUUUUCCUGCAUUGGUCGUGACGUCAAUGACCAACACUGAGGGGCUUCAUGAACUUGCCUGCGGAGGACUCAUCUACUGCCUCGGCGUGUUCUUCUUCAAGAGUGACGGCGUCAUUCCCUUCGCUCACGCCAUCUGGCACGUGUUUGUGGCGCUGGCUGCUGCCGUGCACUACUACGCCAUCUGGAAAUACCUCUACAAGGCUCCCAGCGUCGACACCCUCCUCAACUCGUGACCACGGCGCGGCCCGUUAUCCCGAACAGUAGAGCUUGCACACUGUCUCCCUCAACUGCCCACAGAAGCUGCAGCGACAGCUGAAAAGUUUACGAAAAUACUGACCGUGAAUUGUUUACUGUUUUCUAACAUGGAGAACAGAUUUUUUCAGCGUCUCCCUAACGAACAAAAGCUACUUUAAAAGCUGUUUUGUACCUCAGCGUAGACAGUGAGGGAGGGGAUUUCUACUUUUUACUCUUAGUGUUAAUCUUGGCACAUUCAUGAGUAUUUGAGAUAUUUGAUAGUUGUCUUUUGUAUCACUUGAUGAAAGUCACAUUCCACAUUUUGGGUCACAACCUGGAGAUUUCAUCAUUUCAGUGGGUGAUUUGAACAUUGGGGAUUUGAGGUGCUAAGAAUCCUGGCUGGGUCUCAAAACAACCAUGAAAUACGAAAUAAUACUUUGUUUUGAUGCUUUACUUUUGAGAAGAAUGAGCAUGUUUCUCUACAAAACCAUUUCCUUUGAUUUAACAAACAAAGCCAUUAACCCAAAGCAAACACAAGCAUAUGCACAGGAACUGAAGAUGGCAAAAGAGUAUUGUUUCAAAUUGGCAAAUUAAAUUGUAAUGAGGAACUAACGAGUCUGAAUCUGACCAGACAGUCAAUGACAGCUUUAGAUUCUCUACACUAAAAAAUAUUUUCAACAAUUUCCCCCCAUAUCCACUUGUUUCUAAGUUGUGUAGGAACAAAAACGUGCAUCGGUCACUUGUUUGCCCAUUUUCUGUAUUUUUUUUUUUUUGUAUAUUAAUAUUUUUUUAUGCAUUUUUCAGUCCAUCUGAUGCACAUUCACACACAUAAGAAUGAUGCUUUAUCUCGACCUGCAGUUUUCAGGGAAUCUUGAUAGUAUUUAGCGCCCCCUGCCGUUGGGCUGGUGUAAGAUGCAACAUUUCAGGAAGUGCGGAGGUGACACCUUGUGGUUAGGUGGGAAUUUUUGUUUAUGAGCCAAAUGAGAGGAAAAGAAUCAGUUCAGUUUGAUGAACCAUGAUAGUUUCACUGUGUUUUUUAAUGUGAAGAGCGUGCUGUAGAGAGUGUGUGCGCAUGUGUGCGUGCACGACCUUUGUACUGUAGUCCAGCGUUACAUUUCCACUGAUUCUCUCGUUGAUUUGCACCACAAGGACAAAAAGUGUUUUAUUCUGAAGUGGACAAACAUCAUUCUCUUGUUUUGUAAAUUUACUAAAUGGCUCCUGACUCAUAAACAUCGUUGUGUUGCUUUCCUCUCAGUGGAGCUGAAUAAUUGUUUUUCUGUUUUGUUUUGUUAUUGUGGCCCUUGUAAUGAUUUCCUUAAACCACUGUUUUGUAAUGUUUGUAUAUUCUGAUGUUUAUCGUGUGAACCUGAUCCUGGCCUUUGCAGGGAAAAGAAACAAACUGCUUCUUGUCUGUUCCAGUGGCUGUUAAUGGUGCUGAAUUAUGAACAUGAAUGCUCCUCCGCUGUAUCACCUUUCUAAUGUGACAAUAAAAACCUUACUGCCCCA